Molecule: messenger RNA, 2376 nt
Organism: Mesorhabditis spiculigera
Lineage: Eukaryota; Metazoa; Nematoda; Chromadorea; Rhabditida; Rhabditidae
Source: the annotation of a GenBank genome assembly
AUGGUGUCUGUUUGCUUUUCAGGCGGAGUGCUAGCCGUGCUGAUGGCCAAGUACAAGAAAGGGAAGGACGCAAAAAAUGCGGAUUGCGUGGUGGAUGACGAUGAGGAGGAGUGCCCGAGGAGUUCGAGAAAAAUAUGCGAGACGUCGAAAGAGCUCGACGCCCCGAUCCACACCUCUUAUUUCUCGCUCUCCGGCAAGCCAUUUUCCGCGAUAAAUAAAGAGCUAAUCCCAAUUUACAUAGAAGAUCCGAAAGAAUUUUUUGAUCAGUUCGGGUUUCGAUCUCUAAACCAGAACCCGUUUGAAGAUGAUUCUCCGGUGGAAGAUUCGUCGGAAAAAUUAAAAUGGGUGGCACACCUUGAAUUUGCGCACGACUUGAAGGAGGAGCUCACCUGGGCAAAAGUGGACAUCGAUAAAAUUCGAGGCGAGAAAAUGGAGGCUAUGAUUAAGCACUCCGGGAUCCCUCAUUCGAUGCGACCAUACCUAUGGCCACGGCUAAUCGGAGCGUUUGAUAAAGAAAAACAAGCCGGGUAUUCUUAUUCCGAUGUGCUACGCCAGACGGCUAAAGACAACCCCACGAUUGGGGUGCAGAUAGAGCGGGAUUUACUCCGAACGCUACCAAAUAAUAUUUGCUUUUGGAAGAAAAAUUCGCCGGGUAUAGACGCGUUGCGGAGACUCCUAAAAGCGAUCGCCUACAUCUACCCUGAUCUUGGAUAUUGCCAAGGAAUGGGUGUCGUCAGGGAUAUACUGCCGGCCAACUACUAUUCCCAAUCGUUACUAGGGCUACAGGCAGACGAACGCGUGGCGAGCCAUUUGAUGAAAACGCACGUCCCCGAUUUGUUCCGAUCACUCGAGGAAUACGAUGUCGAGAUCUCGCUCGUUACUGUCAAUUGGCUGCUCACCCUCUUUGCAUCGGUUCUCAAGACAAAAACUCUAUUAAGAGUCUGGGAUAUGAUAUUUUAUAUGGGCGGAGUUUCGAUAUUUCGGACAAUAAUCUCGGCCUUAAAAAUGCGAGAAGAGGAAAUUGUGGACAUUGCCUAUCUCACCAAAUCGUCGGCCGACAUUUUUAAUGCUAUCACACAGCUGCCGGCUAAGAUUGAUGAUGUGGAUAAGUUAAUGGAAUAUAUGACAUCAUUCGAGUAUACUAUUACGGACCAUUUGUUGACAGAGCUGAGGAAAAAGCAUCAGGCGAUAAUCAUGGCCGAUCAUGGGCUAAUCGUCAAUACAGCCACGGACACAAAUCUCCCAAAACAGAAAAUGCAGCGCAGGAAAUUAACCCGAAACAAGAGCAUCAUAUCGCAAAUUUUCAACUCAAAAGAUAAGGCAGAGGACCCCAAAACCAAAAACAUCCGGCAAACCGAGAUCCUCGUCGACCUCAAGGAGUCCAUCCUCCAGAUUUGCCGAUAUUUCAUGAACUGUGAUGAGGAUAUGGAGUUGAAUAUUACUACGCAGGCCGAUUAUAGUCCAGAAUCACAUGUGAAAGACGUGGAGAAGUUUCAAGCUGCCGUGACGGUGGGAAGGAAAAAGGCGAGAGCUUUGCUCGAUUUUGCUAGGCAAGAUGAGGACGAGCUUGGAUUUAGAAAAAACGACAUAAUCACCAUCAUCUCCGAGAAAGACGAACACUGUUGGGUCGGUGAAGUCAAUGGACUCCGUGGAUGGUUCCCCGCUAAAUUUGUAGAGGUGGUCGACGAGGGCAACAAGAACUAUACCAUCUACGGCGAUGAAGUGAUCUCGCCUGAAAUUACCGAAUAUAUUCGAGGGCGGCUGGCAAAUGCUUUUCGACAGGUGAUGGAACACGGAAUCCGAGAGAACAAUCUCUAUCCAACAACAGCCUUCCACCCCUGGUCUUUCAUAGAAGACGUCGCCUACUACUCGGUGCAGAAGCAGUUCAGUGCUGUAUAUUCGAGAUUGACGCUUUGCAACACCUUUAAAUUGGACCAGGAUGGAAAGGUCUUAACGCCAGAAGAGCUGCUUUUCCGAUCGGUCCAAGAAGUCAACGAUUCUCAUAAUGCUGUCAACGCACAUCAGGAUGUAAAAUUGAGAUCACUACUUGUGACAGGGGCCAACGAGCAGUGUCUCCACCUAUGGUUUGAAAUCCUGUGCGGCAGCCCGGCGCAAGAGGAGAUCAGAAAGAAGUUCUACCACUCCUGGGCCUUCAUCAGGACACCAGCUUGGCGACAGAUUAAAUGCGACCUCCGCCUACUCGCCCAAUUCGCCUUCAAACUGUCGCCAACCUUCGAAAUUGACGGCGCCGAGACGAAAAAGAAGAGAUUUGGCAUGUUGAAUAGCGCAAAGUACAAGAUGAUGAACUCAGUCACCUCCCCCCACGGACAAAAAACUGAUAUGCUAAUCAAACACCACCUUUUCAGCUGGGAUUUG